AUGCAAGCCGCCGCCGCCAACACCUUGCGCAUCGCCUCGCGUCGCCACUUCUCCAGCUCUGCCGUGGCGCGUGCUGAGGAGUCUGCUCCUGUCGUUGUUAACUACAAGCGCCCCGUCGGUGGAUUCCGUGGAGGUAUUCUCGGAUUCUUGAUUGGCGCCACUGCUGCCGGCGGUGCUGGUUACUACUACCUCUUGGAGGAAUACCAGACUGCCUCCAACUUGUUGUUGAACAGCGUCGAGGACUUGCAGGCCUCCACCAACAAGGUCCGCGAUUACGCCAAGAAGAUCGAGUCGGUCGAGGCCGAGUUGAAGACCUUGAGGAGCAAGACUGCAACCGUAGAACAGUUGAGCGAGCUCAAGUCGGAGGUCAAGAAGGUCUACGAUGGCUUGAACAUUGAGCACCUCGAGCUCAAGUCCCACGUCUGGGGCCUCGAGAUGGAUCUCCAGAAGAUCCAGCAGCAGUCCAAGGCCGUUUAA
This is a messenger RNA of Linnemannia hyalina, 477 nucleotides long. The record is from the annotation of a GenBank genome assembly. NCBI's taxonomy places the organism in Eukaryota, Fungi, Mortierellomycota, Mortierellomycetes, Mortierellales, Mortierellaceae.